Molecule: messenger RNA, 1530 nt
Organism: Prorocentrum cordatum
Lineage: Eukaryota; Dinophyceae; Prorocentrales; Prorocentraceae
Source: the annotation of a GenBank genome assembly
AUGAUCCCUGUCCUGUACAAACUCGCGGGCGAGCUGCACCCCUGCGUGCUCCACAUCGCCGCGCGCGCCGUGGCGGGUCAGGCCCUGGCCAUCUUCGGGGACCACUCGGACGUCAUGGCGGUGCGCCAGACCGGCAUGGCCCUGCUCUCCGCGCACAGCGUGCAGGAGACCCUGGACAUGGCGCUCGUGGCUCACAUCGCCACUCUGCUGUGCUCCGUGCCAUUCAUCCACUUCUUCGACGGCAUGCGCACCUCGCAUGAGAUCCAGAAGUGCGAGGCGAUGACCGAGGACCACAUCAAGGUCGUGGUGGAUCAGCUGAAGGAUCAGAUCGACGCGUUCCGUGCUAAGGCGCUGAAUCCCAAUCAUCCCACCUUGCGCGGCACCGCGCAGUGCGGAGACAUCUUCUUCCAGAACGUGGAGAGCGCCAACAAGUACCACGACGCCGUGCCCGAGGCGGUCCGCACGGCCAUGGUGUGGGUGAAGGAGCUGACAGGCCGCUCUUACGACAUCUUCGAGUACGUCGGCCACCCGCACGCCACCGACGUGGUGGUCAUCAUGGGCUGCGGUGCGCAGGUCAUGGAGGAGUUCUUGGACUACUCCGGCCCUGGCAGGAAGAUCGGCAUCGUGAAGGUGCACCUCUACCGCCCCUGGAGUGCGCAGCACUUCCUCGCCGCGGUGCCGAAGACGACGCGGCGCGUGGCCGUGCUGGACCGCUGCAAGGAGACCGGCCUCGGGGAGCCGCUCUACACCGACGUGUGCGCGACCUUCUUCGGCCUGCCGGCGGCCAAGCACAUCAAGGUGAUCGGUGGCCGCUACGGCCUGGCGAGCAAGGACUUCACCACGGGCAUGUGCCACUCCAUCUUCGAGAACCUGGCGCAGUCGAAGCCGCAGCACCCAUUCACGAUCGGCUUCGAGGACGACGUCACUUUCCUGAGCCUGAAGUACACUGCGAUGAACACGGUGCCCGAGGGCACCGCCCAGAGCGUGCUGUACGGGUUCGGCUCCGACGGGACCGUGGGCGCGAACAAGAAUGCCAUCAAACUCAUUGCCAAGGAGACGGACCUGUACGCGCAGGGCUACUUCGCCUACGACGCGCUCAAGGCCGGCGGCAUCACCUGUUCCUUCCUGCGCUUUGGGCCCAAGCCCAUCAAGAGCUGCUACGAGAUCACCGCGGGGGCGAAGUACGUUGGGAUCCACAAGAAGGAGUACGUGAGGUCGCUCUCCGCCGAGUCCAUGCUGAGCUGCCUCGAGCCUGGAGGCAUCCUGGUCCUCAACUCACCUUGGACGACUGCUGAGCUCCUGAAGCAGAACCUGCCCCUCUCGUUCCGCCAGUACAUCGUAGCCAAAGGAUUCGUCCUGUACAACAUCGAUGCGACGGGUGUGGCACGCAAGGCUGGGAUGGGGCGCAUGAUCAACAACAUCAUGCAGACUGUUUUCUUCCACUUGGCCCAGGUGAUGGACGCGGAUCUGGCGAUCUCGAUGUUCAAGAAGGCUGUCGACAAGACUUACAAGAGCAAGGGCCCCGAGGUG